GUGUUGUGGGGAAAUGCUCAGCGGACCGUGAAGCGUAGAAGAGGGACAAAGACGCACAUAUAGCGGGACCAAAUGCGACAGACAGACAGCUCUUACAACUAGAGAAACACAACAACACCGCGAUACAAGGAUGGAUUCUAUGAGUUGUAGAGCUGCGGAGAGACUUCGAGAGGAAACAUGGCAGCACAGAUGAGUUUACGAGUUGAGUGUUUGGAUAAUAACCGCGGUGAGAGUGCGCUUUAACUUUGGAUAACUGUGGCACGUUUCAUACCCACCUCCAAAUCUGCACCAUGGAGCAGGAACGGGCUGCAGUCUGGAUUGUUAUUCCCACUUUUGAGCGGACAUGCUUCCCAGAAUAACUGUUGCUGUGUUCUGCAGCCACGCGUGGAGAUCCUGGAGGAGGACUGGAAACACAUGCACAAGCUGGGAUAAUUUAUUCUAAAAGUGCAUUUUUCUUGGACUUUGUUUUGGAUUACUUGUGCAGUGACAUUCAGGGACUGUCCUGCUGCUGGAGAAAGCACUACUACAGGUUUAAUAUCUACCUGCUGUGAGCUGCUUGGUAGUAUAUUGGAAGUAAGGGCCAUACACACCAAGAAUCCCUUUAAAACAGAAACUCUGAUCAUCUUUUCCUAAUGAUUCAUAUUCUGACCUCCCUCCAAGCAUGAUUGGUGUUUUCCGUGGACUGUUUGUGGAUUACUUGUGAAGUGACAUUCAGUGACCGCCCUGCACGUCACCGAGCCAGAACUUCCACCCAAGCAUGAGAUGUUGGUGCAGCGCCCUGGCACUUCUCCCAUGGGUGCUGGUGGCCUUAGACGCCCAGCUGAUCUGCUGGCAGGCGCUGCUGCGGUGCCACGAAGAGCCCGAGUGCGACCUGGCCUACAGUCAGUCCUUGGCAGCGUGUGAGGGGAACAUCAGGGGGACGAGGAGGCAGUGUCCCAGCCACUGCAUCAACGCUCUGAUCCGCCUCAACCACACACGCAGCGGGCCGGACCUGGAGACUUGCAACUGCGCUCAGGACCAGGAGUGCGUCAACGCCAAGCGCACCAUAGAGCCAUGUCUACCCAAGAGGCACCCCAGCGACGCGGGGGGGAUCGGUUGCAUGGAGGCCCGGCAGCGCUGCGAGGAGGACAGCAGAUGCCACACCUCCCUCACGGCCUACCUGUCGUACUGCGGCCAGCUGUUCAACGGCAGGAAGUGCUCCUCCAAGUGCAAAGCCACCAUCCAGCAGAUGUUGUUCAUCCCGAACGGAGUGCUGCUGAACCGCUGUGUCUGCGACGGGGUGGAGAGGCCUUUCUGUGAAGUGGUGAAGGAGAACAUGAGCAAACUCUGCCCCAUAGGAGACCACAUUGUUGCCUCAGACCAGCCAGAUGUGGACGACUUCUACGAGGACGAAGACUACGACCCGAGAGUCGACAGGGAGGAGGUGGUGUAUCACAACUCUGCUUCACUCCGGGUUUACAGCCACAUGGUGCUGCUGGUUCUUCCUCUGGCACGGAUAUUGUACUGAGACAAUGUGGAUUUAAAAAAGGACAACAUGAUCUCUGUUUGAGGGAGCCAUAGAGAGUCCAGCUUGACAGUGACAUGGCACUAGCUCGCAGGACUCAAACAGUGGAUAAAGGAAGGUAUUUUCUCACCCCGAAGCCUUCCUGCAAUCCCAUUUUAGUUGCAGGACGACAGCGAGGACAUGCAAACUCUGAGACCUCAUUGUUGUUUCAGACCAGCCUGAUGAGGAUGAAGACUCUAAAGUUGAGGAGGUGUCGGAUCAUCACUCAGGGUUCCCAGCCUCAUGGUGCUCCUGGUUCUUCUUCUGGCAUGGAUAUUGUACUGAGACGAUGACUAUGUGGAUUUAAAAUAGGGAGUCCAGCCACAGGGACAUGGCACUCUCUUGCAGGACUCAAACGGUGCAUAAAGGAUCUAUUUUUUCACCCAAUGGCCUUAUUGUUUUCCCUCUUAGUUGCAGGGCGAUGCUUUCCAGAAACCAAACAAUCUGCAGAGUAAUUCUGAUGCUGUUUGAGCACUCACGAAAGCUGCUUUUUUUUUUCCUGCUCUGCUGAUGAGGUAAAUGACGAGAGGAAGAGGAAGUGACCCGCAGCAGCAGACUGUGUUGCAGGGUAGUGCCAAGUUGAGUGCCUUUUUAAGCGGCUCCUGUUUGUUUGGUUUCAAUGGUGGCUUUAUUAAGACCUAGGACAAACAUGGGAUCCAUCCAGUCUCUGUUUGCUCUGCUCUCCACUUCAGGGGCCUCUGCAUUGUUGCAGCGACCACACUUCAAAUAUUUGUGAGGACGAGGCGAGGGUUUGGGAUCAAGUAGUGAAAUUUGCCAGAGCGCCUCUCCAGCAGCCCCCCCCCCAUAGUGAGAUUGUUUUAUUGAACUUUUCCUGAGACCCCCUCUCUUCCUCCUCUCUACGUCCUGCCCACUUUCACGCCUUUAAAGGACCCCGUGUGUCUUUAUUACUGCUUUCACACUGCAGCAACACGCCAGGAAAGGGCUGGGUCUCGGGCCUGCAGGUCAACACGUCACACCUGGAGUUUGUCCGGCCCCUGGUGCACGGCUGAAGAGGAUUGUGAAGGUCGUUGCAAUGAGUUUUCUCAAACUAAGUAAAAUAAUGUGCUUUUUAUGGAUAAGAGUUGCAAAGACAAGUGGAUUGACAGAAACAUAAUCGCUCACAUGGUUUUGUCCGUUAAAAAAUGAUAGAAAGUGCAGCUUAAGCUUCUCAAAUAUGGAGAAUUUCUCCUUUUUUCACAUUAGAGUCCAUGUAUUUGGGUUUUGUGCUGACAAAACAAGACAUUUAAAGACUUUUGAGCAACUAGAAUGGACUUUUUCUCUAUAUCCUCACAUUUUAUAGACCAAACAACAUCUCUAAAUGAUCAACUGAUUCAUCAAUAAUGAAAAUAAUUUACAUCUGGAGCGAUGUUAUGGAUAUUUAGGGUUACCAGAGCAAACACAAUGUCAUGCUCUGCAGAAUAAUGAGCAUUGCACGUUGACUGAGCAGAAGUCAGAGAUGGAUUGAAUGUAUGUGAAUGAUUUUGUGCCACACAGUGUUCGUUAAAGGAGCCUGAGAGAUUCUAAACAAGAGGCUUAAUUUAGAGCAACUGUAACAUGAAGGAUAAUUGCUUAAUGAAGAAAUACAGACAAAACUCAGACCCAGAAACAGCAGUUUUUCACUUCUUUCGUCCACUGUUGAGCUGUGCAGCGAAAAGGGAAAGUAAAAUCAGAGUUUUGGUUAGUUUGGAUCACCUGUAAUGAAGCUGUCUUUGCCACUUGAAAUUGUGUGUAAACUAAUCUGAGUGUUUUUCUGAUGAAGGAAUGUUUCUAAAUGUUAAAUUAUGAAGCUAGAAUAUGAAGAAUGUGUAUAUAUUUUACAACUAUAUGCAGUAAAGUAAACCCACGGUCACUUAUUACACACAUUCAACACAGUAUCAACACAAAGGUAGUUCAGAUUUUAGAGAUUUCAGUUGUUCAUCAGAGUGAUGUCUUCCAUGUGUGAGAGUUUUAUAA
Molecule: messenger RNA, 3496 nt
Organism: Eleginops maclovinus (Patagonian blennie)
Lineage: Eukaryota; Metazoa; Chordata; Actinopteri; Perciformes; Eleginopidae
Product: growth arrest-specific protein 1
Exons: 1
Coding region: 758-1507 (249 amino acids)
Biological process (GO): regulation of cell cycle
Source: RefSeq, a predicted model, not a curated record